Messenger RNA from Hirsutella rhossiliensis, 1686 nucleotides. RefSeq names its product snoRNA binding domain, fibrillarin domain-containing protein. NCBI's taxonomy places the organism in Eukaryota, Fungi, Ascomycota, Sordariomycetes, Hypocreales, Ophiocordycipitaceae. The record is from RefSeq and is a predicted model, not a curated record. The transcript has 4 exons. Gene Ontology annotation, biological process: mRNA splicing, via spliceosome; spliceosomal tri-snRNP complex assembly. Bases 1 to 1686 code for a protein of 561 amino acids. Gene Ontology annotation, cellular component: U4/U6 x U5 tri-snRNP complex; precatalytic spliceosome; U4 snRNP.
AUGGCCACGGUCGCGGAGGAACUACUCAACGACUUUGGAAGCCUGGGAGAUGAGGCCGACGAGGAAAACGAUGGCCUCGUGUACGCAGAAAAGGCCCACGGAGGGCGCGACGACGCCAUGGAGCUGGAUGGCCAACACGCCGCCCAGCAGGACGAUUUCCCAGACGAACAUGCGGGCAACGACUUGCACGACCUCGAGGAUGCCGAGGCGACCAAGGCCAGAGUAGAGAAGAUGAAGCUCGGCGAUGUCAAGGAUGUGCGCAGCGUGGCUAGCCUGAUGCAGACUCUGGAGCCCGUCAUGGAGAAAAUCGCCCAUUUCCGAUCGCAAUCAUCGACGCAGACGGCUGUCGUUGGCAACAUCGAGGACCACCCCGAGUACAGCCUGUUGACGCAGUCGAACAACCUCUCGACCAUGAUUGACGGCGAGGUGGCUCUCGUCCACAAGUUUACACGCGAUCACUACUCGACUCGCUUCCCCGAACUAGAGAGGCUUGUCACCACGCCUCUAGAGUAUGCCAAGGUCGUGACCAUUAUCGCCACGGACAAUCCACUGGGAAUGGGACUGAAGGCCGUCUUGGACGGGCCGUCUCUCAUGAUUGUGACGGUGGAAGCAACGACCUCCAAGGGCGACGAGAUGAGCGACGAUGAGCUGCAGCGCGUGCGGCAGGCCUGCGACAUGGUCAUUUCCCUCCACCGGGCCAAGCUCAUCCUCACAGAAUACGUCCAGUCGCGCAUGACCGUUUUUGCCCCGAACCUGACAGCCCUCAUUGGGUCCCUCACGGCGGCGCAGCUGCUCAAUGCCGCCGGCGGCCUGACGGGCCUGUCCAAGACACCAGCCUGCAACAUCCCGUCGUGGGGAUCCAAGAAGAGACAGGCAGGCCUGGCUACCAACAUUGGGAUCCGCCAGCAAGGGUACCUGUACCAUUCGGAGAUGGUUCAGCACAUACCAAACGACAUGAAAAAGCAGGCCAUGCGGAUUGUCGCGGCGAAGCUGGUCCUGGCAGCGCGAGUGGACCGGAUUCACUCAAGCCCCGACGGCAGAACGGGGGAUGAGCUGAGGUCGGCUUGCAUUGAGCGGCUUGAGAAGCUAACGGAGCCUCCGCCGAACAAGGGGCAACGGGCGCUCCCCAUCCCGGACGACAAGCCGUCUCGCAAGCGGGGCGGACGGAGAGCGAGAAAGGCCAAGGAAGCGCUUGCAAUGACGGAUCUACGCAAAGAGCAGAACCGCAUGGCGUUUGGCAAGGAGGAGCAGGAGGUCGGGUACGGCACGGGGGAAAGCACCGUGGGCAUGGGCAUGAUUGGACAAAAGAACGACGGCAGGAUCAGGGCCCUCCAGGUUGACAACCGCACGCGGGCGAAGCUCAGCGCCAAGAACAAGGGGCUGCGAGCUGCGGGGGUGGGCAGCUCGGCCAGAGGAGCCGUGGGCACGACGUCGUCGCUCACGUUUACGCCGGUGCAAGGCCUCGAGCUCGUGGACCCGAAGGUACGGUCGCAGCUAGGCCAGAAGCGCAAGGCAGAAGAGGACCGAUGGUUCAAGGGCGGAUCGUUUACGCAGGUUGGCAGUGGUGGCGGCGGGUCAAGCGCGGAUGUCGGGUCGGGCGGCUUCAAGGUGCCGGAGGUGCCGGCGGCGAAACGGGUCGACACGGGUGCGACCAAGAUGGAGCCGCCGCCGAGCCGGAAGCAAUGA